Messenger RNA from Hyalella azteca, 538 nucleotides. RefSeq names its product dynein axonemal assembly factor 1-like. The transcript has 5 exons. Bases 50 to 538 code for a protein of 162 amino acids. NCBI's taxonomy places the organism in Eukaryota, Metazoa, Arthropoda, Malacostraca, Amphipoda, Hyalellidae. Gene Ontology annotation, molecular function: protein binding. The record is from RefSeq and is a predicted model, not a curated record.
GUUUCAUUGAAGGUGAGAAUAUUUUCCCGAGACUUCAAUAACACGCAAGAUGGAGGACGGCAGAAUGACGGAGGCUCGUCUCAAGCAGCUGUGCAAAGACCAUCAACUCUACCUCACGCCUGCAUUGAACGAUGUACUUUACCUCCAUUACCAGGGGUUCUUUGAGAUUGAGAACCUGGAUGAGUACUCAGAACUGAGGUGCUUGUGGCUUCAGAACAACCACUUGAGAACCUUGUCUAGAGGGCUGUCUCAUCUCACCAAACUGAGAGCCCUCUACCUUCACCACAACCACAUCACUUGCUUGGAUGGGUUGCAACCAUUAACUUCUCUCGUCACGCUCAACCUCUGCCACAACCACAUCACCAACGUUGAUUUUCUUGAUGGUUUACCGCAGCUGGAGACGCUACAGUUGAGUCACAACCAGCUGCGUAGCGCCGACAGCAUCAGUUCGCUGCGGCGCUGCCGGGCGCUCUCCAGCCUCGACCUCUCGCACAACUUGCUGGCCGGCGCCUGUGUUCAGGACGUGGGUCUGGCUUAG